This is a messenger RNA of Beauveria bassiana ARSEF 2860, 1809 nucleotides long. RefSeq names its product Spindle poly body spacer protein SPC110. NCBI's taxonomy places the organism in Eukaryota, Fungi, Ascomycota, Sordariomycetes, Hypocreales, Cordycipitaceae. The record is from RefSeq and is a predicted model, not a curated record. The transcript has a single exon. The coding region runs from base 1 to 1809 and encodes 602 amino acids.
AUGUUUCGUUUCUGGGGCUCGGAUUCUAGGGGCUGUGAUCAGUCGAUAGACACCUCACACGGUGCCUACGCCCACGCCCACCAGCGUCCGACGCCUUCACCCACCACGGCUUCCGAUCCCUCCUCCCCCGACACGCACCCUCUGAAAAGAAAGCUGCACGGCCUCGGAGAUGCCGAGUCGCUGUCGCUGGACCAUGCCGAACCCCACGCCAAGCGUCAAAGACGUGCCCACGACGACAACAUGCUCUACGCCCAGCAAGAUCCUCUCGAGUGCGCCCGCGACGAGAUCCGUCACCAGUUCGGUCUCGAGAUUCUGCUCAAACACGACGAGCUGCGCCUCAUUAACCAGGAGCUUGCUAAAUGUCAGAUUGCCCUCGAACAGCUGCGCCGUUGCCACUUGAUACCGUAUCCUGUCAAUUGCCCAACGCCCGAUCAGAUGCUUCAAGUCACCAACGGAAAGGGGCCAGCCCUUGCCAACCACCCCGCCGAACCUGCACCCAAAUGGGCGCCGCCUUUUGGCGUUGUCGACGGUCCUUAUGCCCGCCACUACGCCAAGUGGCUGAUUCCCGACCCGUCUUUUGACGGAAUGCAACCUGAGUGGCAGUUUACCGCUGACUUUGCCGCUGCACGCGCCUCAUUCGCCGAAGGACGCACCACGCGCAACAGCUUUACAGAGACCACCGUCGGCAAGGGUCGUCCCAACCGUGCCAUGUCCGGCCAACGUCUGCAUUCCCUCUCUAGCGGAUACCCUCAGCCAAAGGACAAGGCCGGUCCUUGUAUCCUUAAGCGCUCCGAUGGACAAACUGUCAAACUUGUUUGCCUUGACUGCAACCGCGAAAACUUUUCCAGUACCCAAGGCUUCAUCAACCACUGCCGCAUCGCCCACAAGCGCGACUUCAAGAGCCAUGAGGAGGCUGCUGUUCAAAGUGGCCAGGCUAUUGAUGCCGCUCCCGAGCCGCGCACCAACAGCGUCUCCACCCCCAUCGACGACAAGCCCGCUCCUGCUGGACCAAUCUCGGCCUUUGUGCACCCCUUUGCUGCCCAUGAUCUCACCGACCAGGAGGCCUACGCGGCUCUGCGCAGCAGAAUUGCCGAUGCUCUCAAGUUGUACCCUCAACCCAAGGCUACUGCCAGUCGUGCCAUAAAAUUGCAAAAGAAGAAGACCGACAAUUUCAAGGCUGCUGCCGACACUCCCUACCUGUCCAAGUUCAUGCAGGACAAAAAAUUCAAAGGCAAUCUCGGCGAUAUUGUGACUGAUGCCAAAACCAAGAUGUCCUUGGACGAGGCUUCUGGAGACGAAUCUGAUACUGACGGUCCGCUGCCUCGGAUUGGUGGCGAUCCUGCUACUGUCCGCACAUCGGUUGUUAUGCGCAUGCCGGCGCACAGCUCUCCUACGCCGAUGGCGAGGCCGCCCAGCUCCAAGGGCCGUCCUGCCCACAUUGACUUUGUGUCGCCGCCUCGCUCGUCAUCGGCAUCCCACGUUGGGCUGUCAGAUGAUGACAUGCCGAUGCGCGAAGACAACCUCAGCCCCAACACCUUGGUGAGCAACAAUGCGCCGUCACUAGUCAGCGACGACGGAGAGUACGACGACUCUGAUGAGGGCUCGUCCGUCUCUGAGGCUAGCGACCAUAUGGAAGCAGACUCUGUCUCUGACGUUGCCGAGAUUGCCAUUGAUGAGGAGCAUGAGCCUCGCGCCCUUCGCCGUGGCUCCGGUACCGUCAGACUUCGCAAAGACGACUCCAAGCACGUCACUUUCAUGGGUUCGAUGAAGCAAAACAAUACAAAGCAGCGAAAGUCUCGACGUGUGUAG